CAAACAGAAAUGGUGAAUUAAAUUUGCUACUUCCACAUCUGGGAAUAUUAGCCGCCUAUCUUUAACAAUGAAACAUUUUGGAGAAAUAUGUAUUUUUACAUACAUAUAAUGGAGGCAAGUGAAAAAGUAAUUUAAAAUAUUUAAUGAUGGCUGCAAUUAGUACAUAAUUCAUAUGAACUUGGGCACAGACUACAGAGAAGACAGUCAAAGGGAAAAGAGGGCUGGGGCCACAGGGGGCUGCCUGUGUCUGAGUCCUAAGCUUCCUUUUUGGAGUUGUAGUGUUUUUCAUGAGGGGAAAAAAAGGAGGGGGGGGCAGAGGAAAGGACACUGACUACAACUUCCUUCUCUACCCUCUAAAUUGGUUUUCACUAUCUUUCUAAAUGGGUUUGGCUAACUUUUUUUCAAGUUUGCUGUUCUGUUUUGAUCAUAGUAGUACUCUGAGAAGUAAAAGGAUAGAUUUAGAUACAAAUAAAGUUAUCAGAUUAAAACAGGCUGAAUAACUAUAAGCUGGUGAUCUAAUGGGCAGCGUGUGACUAUAUACUAACACAGCAUUGUAUGCUUGGAAUGUGCUAAGAGAGUGGAUUGUGUUACACACAUAGGAGAGGUAACUGUGAGAUUGCACAGGGGUUAACUAGCUUGGCUGGGGGCAUCAAUCCACAAUGCAUAGGUAUAUCAAAAUGUGUUUUACUCCUGAAAUAUACAUAAUGAUUAUUCGUCAAUUAUACCUCAAGAAAGCUGAAAAAAUAAAAGCACUCCAUUCUCACUGCAGAAAUUUGGAAAGACACUUAACAGUCUCAAGAAACAAAAUGGCCACAAUGCUGACACCCAGUGACAAAUUAGAUUGAUAUUCUACAAACUGCCUUUCAGUCUAGGAGCUGGACUUCAUUGACUUCUGAGCACCUCUGGAACACAUCUUUAAAUAAGGCUUUAGACAACUGACUAAAUUAGUACACCUGCACUUUUAAAACACAAAAAAACCCAAACCUUAAAACUAUAAAGCAUGUUGAGUAAGUCAUUUCCUGCAUAGGAGAACUGCCCUUUUUACUUUGUAUCAUGAGCUUACCUGCUAAGACUUUUCCACAGUUUUCCAAAAGCACUGCUGACACUCAAAAAAAUGUAAUGCACUUUCCUCUUUCCUAAAGGACCUGCCUCCAUGCCAGGGUUGCAACUUCCCGCAGCACCCUGUGCUCUGCCCAGGGAGGGCCAGCAGAGAUCAUGCCAGGUCCUGUCAUCAGCCAGCACGUGUGUGCCCCGGAUGCUGAGCCACACUUACAGGUCAUAGGAGAACUUCCUCUCCAGGUUGGUCUGAUUCUUCUGGAACUGGAGGACAUCCCGCUGCAGCUUUCCGUAGUUCUUCUGAAGGGCCUUGAACUGGUCUAAGCCAAGACGAGGAGCACAGGUCACCAGCAUGGCCGUCAUGACAAGGACAGACAUGUCAAAACCCAGGCAUCAGAACAGUGGCCAGGGGCACCCGAGAGAAUGUGGGGGUGGCAGUGGGUGCCGAGGAAGGCCAGAGAUCACGGUCCCUCCCUAAGACCACUGCAGCCCACCGUGGAGGAUCAGCAACUCCACCGGAACCUGCUCCUUCAUUCUUUCCCAAACAUCUCCCUCAAAUCUUUUUUACCUCCAACCAUUAAAAUGCAUCAGGACCCUCUAUUCACCAGUUUCUUUCUUAGACACCACAAACCCUGAGCUGUCCCCCAGGUCAUGCACACCUGGCGCCCCCUACCCCCGGCAGACUCAUCCUUUGGUCAGUGACUUGCUGAUCCCGAUGUCCAGUCAGAUAAGCAGUCACUCCUGCCAAACCUCCCUUGUCUUGGCUACCAGGCUGCCCACCAGUAUCCUCACCUGGUCAUUUGUUCCCAGCCAAGCCAUUCUGAGGCCCCAUGUUCAUUAAUCCUCUGACCCCACGAUCUGGGGAAGAGCAGCUUUCUUUGAGGAAAUUCAUCAGCCCUGGCCCUGCUGCCCUGAUGAUUUGUCUCCUACCAGCUCUGCAGGAAAAGCAGCAGCUGACAACAGGCGAGGCUGGGGUGACAGGGAGGUGACACCAGCAGGGUGGGCAGAUGGCAGCAACCAGGCCCAGAACACGGCCCUGUGGCUCCAGCCCUUGCCUCAUAAUGCUAGGUCUACAGGCUCUCUGGGGGGAAAUAAAAUUAAAUUAAAGUGGAGGGGUCAAGAACUAUGGAUACACAGCAACAAGGACCCACCUCAAAGGCAGGUACUGACAAGGUGGAGAAGACAAACUGCAGGAUGGAGAAGGGGCUGGAUGCCUGAGGCCGAGUGGGGACAGCGGCUGGGACACCUCCUGGAGAGAGGGCAGGGCUACAUCUGGACUGUGCUGGUCUAGGGACCUGCAUUUGUCCACACCAUAGACGUGCACUCUCCGGAGGGUACGCCUUACUGACUGUAAACUACACUUCAAUGAACCCAGCUUAAAAGAAACACAUUCCAUACUCAGACCAAGUAUGGGGCAAUGGAGAAGUGCUCAGCACUAAGGGGAGAUCUGACAUCAGUAACACGGAUGGCUCUCAAAAAGGGGCCAGACGAACAAGGGCACAGACAGUCUGAUUCCAUGCACAUAAAGCUGUGAAAAAUGCAAACUGAGCUACACAUUCAGAAGGCAGAUCAGAGGCUGCUCAGGAAGAUGACCAAGGGGCAUUGAGAAGGUUCUGGCAGUGGUGGGUAUAUUCACUACAUUGAUUUUAGCGGUGGUUCCCUGAAGGGUACAUAUAUGUCAAAAUUCCUCAAAUUGUGCACUUUAAGUAUCUAUAGUUUAUAGUACGUGAAUCAUGCCUGAUUAAAGCAGCUUAAAAAUACUUAAAGAGCACACUGAGGUUUCAGUUGUAGUUACCCUCAGACCCCAUAUGGCCCUCUCUACCCUCUUUCCCCCGGAGCCAGUUUGGCGACCGUGAUUCCCUGCUGUCUCCCACCUCUGACAGGCCUGGAAUGGCCUCUGAGAUAAGGCAAGGCCCGGGUGCUUCGGCUUCCCGGGAAUUAGGAAGUGCCUUAGGGCUGUUUUCUUUCCCAGAGGUCCCACCAGUGGCCUACAGAUAUCCAGGACUUCUAAGCAUGUGAAAAGGGACCUCCCCAGGGGAAACGAGAUCCCAUGUGGAACCUAGAAGGAGGGCUGGAGGCUCUGGCCCCGGGAUGCCUUCCCCGUCCCUUUUCAGCCAGGGGCCCAGUACGGGUCAGUGGCCGAAGUUCUCUGUGGAAACAGGCCCGAUGGCAGCCGGAUCCGCAAACAUGAAUCCUGUGGUCGUGGUCCAUGGGGGCGGGGUCAGCAGUAUCUCCAAGGACCGGAAAGAGCGGGUGCACCAGGGUGUUGUCAGAGCCGCCACUGUGGGCUACAAUGUCCUCAAGGAGGUAAAGAGCGUGGUUGACGCCGUGGAAGGAGCCGUGACCGUCCUGGAGGAUGAUACCGAGUUCAACACAGGUUGUCAGUCUGUCUUGAACGUAAAUGGUGAAGUUGAAAUGGAUGCUAGUAUCCAUUCCAUGAAUGGAAAAGACCUGUCUGUAGGAGCUGUGUCUGCAGUCCGCUGUACAGCAAAUCCCAUUAAACUUGCACGGCUUGUUCUGGAACAGGCAUCUCAUUGCAUUCUGACUGACCAAGGGGCAGAAAAAUUUGCAGCAGCCAUGGGGGUUCCAACGGUUCCUGGACAGCAGCUGGUUACAGAGAGAAACAUAAAGCACCUAGAAAAAGGGAAGCAUCAGAAAGGUGCUCAGAAACCAGGCUGUCAGAAGGAAAUGCUUUUCCACAUCACUUGCUCUGUCUUGGAAGCAAAGGCCACCUGAAUCUAAAGGUUUGCGGAUCGUGCGACUGCUGACAUCAGAAACAGACACUGCUUUGGAAUAUGGGGAAGAAAUAAACAGCAGAAGGACUUAGAUUAUUGAAAAUGAGUGUAAGUCAAGAAAAUGAAUACUGAAGUGCCAUGAACAAAAGAAAAAAAGCUGACAGGAAAAAAAGUUAAAAAUCUUCAAACAAGUGAUCUGUUUGCAUUUUAAAAAAUGAACCAGUAGAAGUCAUUAGUCUUCUUCCAGCUCACCUCCCUACAGUUCACCAACGGGACAUCACAGUCUUUGUUCGGUAAAUUUAGUUACUACUUAUCAAAACAAUGAAAAUGAAAAAGAAUAUUAUUCUCACCAAAUCCACAACUGGAACAGUGUUAAAAUUCCUGCAGCUUCAUGUUCCUUACUAAAGGAAGAUUUAAUUGUCAAUCAUGAAGAUUCACACACCAAAUGAAACAUACAGUUACUAGAAUUGGGAGGGAGAGGUCAAACAAUCAACAGACAGCUGAUUAAUACCAUAAAAUGAUGGUAUGGCACAUCCGUGUAAUGAGAUUAUUACCUCCUCACAGUCAGCUUCCACCUACUCCACUGGUUCUAAAUGCAAAUUCCUCUCCAAACCGAGAACUAGUAAAUCAGAAAUUCUGGGGAUGGAAGACAAAACUCAGGAUAUUAAACCCUCCACAUAAAAACACCCAAAACACUGCCUUGCUCCCAUCCCUCCAGUCCUAUUCCCUACACGGCCUUCUCCCUAGCUCACUUUGCCAGGCACACCGAGCUGGGUUCUACAAACACACUCAGAACACUCACAUUAUAGGGCAUUUUCAUUAGUUGUCCCUCUUCCUGGACAGUUAUUUGCCAUCCUGGAUAUUAUUAAAGUGUCUAUUAAAAUGUCACCUUCUCGAUGAGGCC
Molecule: messenger RNA, 4695 nt
Organism: Manis pentadactyla (Chinese pangolin)
Lineage: Eukaryota; Metazoa; Chordata; Mammalia; Pholidota; Manidae
Product: isoaspartyl peptidase/L-asparaginase-like
Exons: 1
Coding region: 3148-3792 (214 amino acids)
Molecular function (GO): hydrolase activity
Source: RefSeq, a predicted model, not a curated record